Molecule: messenger RNA, 2454 nt
Organism: Cylicocyclus nassatus
Lineage: Eukaryota; Metazoa; Nematoda; Chromadorea; Rhabditida; Strongylidae
Source: the annotation of a GenBank genome assembly
CUACUGUACGUCUUUUAUUCCAAGUCCCACUGCGACAAGGUAUCACAAAUGCAGUUCACCGCUAAGAAAAUUGGAUUUAGCCUCAGCCAGCUUCUUUGCAGGAUGGUUAGGGUGGAGGACAGCAACUCCGAUGGACGGCGAGGAUCGCCAAGUGAGGUGUUCUCUCAAGAAAUCAACUCUGCGCAUCGGAAAUCAAAAGACGACUCAAGAUGCAGUCGAUCCGUUGCCAUUGGUCUCGGUCUUUUAGCCACAGUGUUUCUUCUAUCCACAAUAGCUCUAGCUAUCGUUGUUGGAGUCAAGUACUCGAAGGACAAAGAUACCCUAGAAGACGCCUUGAAUCGACCUCACUUGGAUGCUCCACAAAGUAUACACUGGCCGCUGCCAUCCGGUAGUCUGUAUGCACAUUUUAAGAAAGCAGCUGUGGCUUCAGAUCACGGUCUGUGCUCCGAAAUUGGGCGGGACGUCUUGAUCGAUGGCGGAAAUGCUGUCGAUUCAAUGAUUGCCACUCUUCUUUGUAUUGGAGUUGUGAAUCCACAAUCCAGUGGUAUUGGUGGAGGAUUCCUUAUGACUUUGUAUAAUGCAUCUACCGGACGCUGUCAGACCAUAAAUGCUCGCGAAACUGCACCGUUAUCUGCUACUCAAGAUAUGUUCGUGAACGACACGACACAGGCAGUUUACGGCUACCGCGCAAUUGCAACACCUUCUGAAUUGCAUGGAUUUUGGACAGUAUUCAAGAGAUUUGGAUCUCAAAAGGUUAAAUGGUCUCGGCUGUUUGAACCCUCCAUCAAAUUGGCCAUGCAAGGAUUCCCUGUUUCGAGUAACUUGGCUAUGCAGCUUAGAGAUAAAGAGAGUCUUGUACAAGCUGAACCAACUAUGAAAGAAAUUUUCGUCGACAGAGCAACGGGACGAGUAUAUGAAGAAGGUGACAUUAUGAGAAGAGAGCGAUUAGGAUUCACUCUGCAGCUCAUCGCUAAUGCCACUGAUCCUGUAGAGUUGUUCUAUAAAGGUGGAAUGGCGCAAACAAUUGCCGGAGAGAUCACUGAGAAUGGUGGAAUCAUUACCCAAAAAGAUCUGGCUAGUUAUGAGACAUUUAUCGAUGACAUACCCUUAAUUGCUACCGGACUACCUGGUGAUCUGGAAAUGUGUGGACCACCACCACCAUCAUCCUUCGUCAUCACCCAGAACAUCAUCGCUGUGAUGGCAGAAUUCUACCGAGAUGGGAAAGUGAACCUAAACGACCCUAUGGUCUACCAUCGCCUAAUUGAAGCGGAAAAGUUUGCUUAUGCACAGCGCACAAAACUCGGGGAUGUCAGAUUUGUAGAAAGCGCAAAGGCUCUGGUGGCUAAUAUGAGCACACCGAAAUACACAAAAUGGAUCGCAUCAAUGAUCAAAGACACGGCUCAACCGAAGGAGUACUAUCUAGGAGAUGACACUACGCAGCCUGCACUUGAACUAGAAGAGGUUCCCGACCACGGAACAUCACAUGUCACGGUGAUUGAUCAUGACGGGAACGCCGUUUCGUGUACGUCGACGAUAAAUCAGAUCUUCGGCUCCAUGCGUGCUUCACAAACGCUGGGCAUCAUUUGGAACGAUGAGAUGGACGACUUCUCCACUCCUGGCGCCGCUAACGCCUUCGGAUUCGCUCCCUCACCGUCGAACUUCAUCGCACCCGGCAAGCGACCGAUGAGCAGCAUGACCCCGAUGAUCGUCUACAACAAAAAUGAAAACAAUGUCGUCAUGGUGGCUGGUGCAUCUGGUGGUUCUUACAUCAUCUCUGCUACUGCACAAACUGUAAUUCGCACAAUGCUGUUCAAUCAGACUGUAAAGGAGGCUGUUGAUGCACCACGAAUGCACAAUCAGUACCUUCCCCACGUGACUCAGUAUGAAGAGCCAGUACCACCGGAGAUCAUCGCUGUACUGGCCGAUCAGUACAAACAGAAUUUCACAAUGGUCGACAAGCAAAAAUCUGUGGUACAAGCAUUGGAAGUUCAUCAAGAUGGGUACAUCCACGGCAACAGCGAUUUCCGACGGCAAACUGCAACCUACCCAGCCGGUUACUAACUCCUCUGGAAGAUUCGCUUCUGACAUCCUCCUUAACGAAACUCUAGUCCAAGUCUUCGGAUCAAGCGUUAGCUACCGUAUCUCAGAAUGGCGACGGAUCGUCGCUGCGAUUCUCGUUCUCCUACUUGCAUUCCUCACAAGCAGUAUUGACAUGGCCUCGCACAGCUACCCUCGCUAGAUUGUUUUUCAUCCAAAGAUUCUGACAAGUUUCAAGCGUAGAUAUGACUGAUACUCGGGUUUAUAUUUGUACAUAUAUCGAUAUCGAUUGAUCUUAUGCACUUGACACUUACCAAACGACAACUUUAAUCUUUCGUGUUCACUCGUCGUUGACAAAUCCCAUGUCAAAUCAUCGUGAUAAUAGCAUUCUUGACAUAAAUAAAUGUUACAACAUCC